AAAGCUCGUUGUGUUGCUGUGUCAGUUUGGAGCUCUCACCUUCACCAGCGCACUCUUCGCCUCCUAGGAGCUUUCUUCACUCUUGCACUCUUGUCAGUUUCGGAGCGAAUUGAAAUCGCCAGCCCUUAGCUCAUCUGCCACAUUUCCGUCUCUAACUCCGACGUUCGGCUAUGACGUCUUCUGCACACAUCAACCGUCUGUCUGACGACCUUCUAAUCAGGAUUCUAUGGCACUCCAAGCAACCCAUAAUUCCCUGCAAGUCCGACCUGCAGAAAUCGUCGGUGCCCAGCAGCGACGCGAUAUGGGACACAUUGUCUACCACGCCGAAAUACAUCGCCAUAAACCGUCCCGCUAAGAAGACAAGCAGUUCGGAACUCAAGACUCCGUUACCGACGCCUCCUGCCUACACAGACGCCGCUCUGAGUCUCUUCAUCGCAUCCGUCUGCUCUCUCUGGCGCCGUCUCGCGAAACGCUACGUCUCGACGCUUCUCGUCAAAGAAGACGUCACCGUUUCCCGCCAAGACCUCGCCAGCGCCGUCGCGUGCUUCCCGAACCUGACGUACCGUCACCUGUCCGACGGCAGCGUGGAGCUUCUCGACGAUGAUUUCUUCGCUCACCUCGCGUCCUCGUGCCCGAAACUGACCGCUUUCCACGCGGGAACCCGGAUCAAUCAGUACUCGCUGGGUGAUGAGAAGGAGGGACAUCCCGUGACUGAAGCUGGCAUGGUAAGGUUCUUCCAGCGGUACACUCGGCUGGAAAAGCUUUCCCUUUACUGCCUCCAUCGAGAUGCCUACCUGCCGGAUUCCUUCUUCAAGCUGACGCGUCUUCAUACUCUCGCUUUGAAUGACGAUUCGGCGCUGGACUCCCUUGGGAUUGGCGAGGAAUUUCUUCAGGAAGAAUCAGAAUCGGACUCCGAAUCGUCCGAAUCAGAAUUGGCGAGUCUCCUGGGAUCUACGAAUCGUCCUCUCAUAAUGACUCAGCUUUGGAGACUCCCGGGAUUGACGAUGUUAUUUUCCCGGAGAGUUUAGCUGUGGAACCAGCAGGGCUUUCUUCCCUCGCAUCUCUGCACAUCCUCACCCUGGAUCUGAAUCUGCAGCAGCUGUCACGCCUCGUCCACCUCCCUCGGCUCACCGAGCUUUCAGUCUCCGACAACACCAAUCUCGUUCCCAGCGAUCAGCGUUCCGCCACGUUUGCCAUCACGCAGUUACCCCACCUGAAGUCCCUGCGAAUUGAGGCGUUCUGUGACCAGUUUAACCUGACGACACCCUCGGGAUUGCCCUGCACGCGUCUUGAGGGGCUGCUGAUCGCUAAUUCCAACAAUCUCGAGACCCUUCCUGAUAACAUUGGCGAAAUGCUGCCGUGUCUCCGUGAGCUGACUGUUGAAAGCUGCAAAACCUUUUCUCAUCUGCCCAAGAAGCUGACGUCCAUGAGCCGUUUGGAGAGCUUGACAGUUUCCUGCAGCAAUUUGUUUUUCAGUCUGCCCGAGAACAUCGCCCUGCCUGCCCUGAAAACCUUGGUGUUGCACCUGUUGCCUCUCGCUCACCUCCCUGGCUCUCUCUGCCACCUCAGCAACCUGGAGACGCUGUUUCUGAUUGGCUGCGGCGAGAUCCACCAGUUACCCGCAGACUUCUGCAAUCUCACUGCUCUCAGGACGCUCUGCCUUCAACUGCCGCUAGUGCCCUUCCGGAAAGCAUCGGAUGUCUCUCUAACCUUGAAACUCUAUUCCUGAGCAACAUUGGUGAGCAGCAGCAGCAUCAGCACCAGCCGCAGCAGCAGCAGUUUCCGUUCUCAUUCACGCAGCUGACUUCCCUCACCAGGCUCGAACUCGAUCAGUGCACGAUCACCGAUCUCCCUGAAGGCAUGGGCGAGAUCAGGAACCUGCAGCAGCUGCACCUUCGGAACUGCCUCAAUUUCAGAAAGAUUCCAGAGUCUCUCACUGCCCUCUUGAUCCUGGAGAUCCUGACAAUUGCAACGUGCAGCAAGCUCGCUUCGGUACCAGGCAAGCUGAGUAGGCUUACGAAGCUCAAACGGCUCGAGAUAAAAGGAUGCGAAUCACUGACGGAGCUCCCUGAAUCCUUCCCGCCCUCGCUCGAGAUUCUGAGCCUGGGGAACCAGCAAAAGGUUACCCCUCUGCGGGGUCUCUCUGUGCUGCCGAAACUGCAGAAGCUGAGCCUGAGUCGGGUUACUGUGGAGUGUGGGUUGGCAGCGAGCAAGGGCGUAUCUCAUCUUGAGAAUCUGGAGUACCUGGAGCUGAUACUGGCUGAUGACGCUGAAGAGCUUCCCUUCCCUCUGACGUUCCUCUCCCAGCUUCACACCUUGGUGAUUCUGUCUGCUGGGAAGAUCCAAACACUUCCAAUGGACCUGGGGUCGUCCCUGAAGCAGCUGUGGCGGUUGGAGAUCCAGCAUGCCGAGGCACUGACUGAGCUGCCAGCAAGUAUUGUGGAAAUGCAGCGCCUGACGUCUCUGGAGGUGCAUGCACCCAGCCUGAUCUCUCUUCCUGAGGGCGUUGGUGCAUUGUCCGGGCUGAGAGAGCUGGACCUGGCUAAUUGCUCUGCCCUGGAGCGGCUGCCUGCUUCUCUCACCCAGCUCGCCUGCCUGAACAAGCUGAAUGCUAAGAAUUCCGCAAUCCGCUCAUUUCCCCCUGACUUCGACCAGCUGACCAGGCUCAAGACGCUCACACUGGAUGGUUGUAGUCGGUUGACGGCUCUGCCGACGGGGUUGCUUAAGCUGAAGGUGCUGCAGACUUUGGACGUUCAAGGGUGUGAGCAGCUGUUUGAUGGUGUCUCCUUAGAAUGCCUUGGAUAGUUGUAAGCAGCUGAGACCUCUGACUAAGGGGCUGAUUAAGCUGAAGGUGCUGCAGAUUUUUAACAUUCAAGAGUGAGCAGCUGUUUGAUGGCAACUGGUCAUUGAAACUCUGAUUCGUUGAUGAUAUGUACGCGGCGAUGGUGAAUUGCUAGUACCCAAUGCAUGGGUUGUUAGAAUACGAGAAUGAAUAGAAGCAAGGGUGAACAAGGGAAAUAUAAGGGAUGUGCAGGCCUGUGGGGGGAACCCAAGGGAACCGCUGGACAGGGAAGGGUAGAGUGCGUGAAACUACAGGACCAGAGGAGGGGUCAUCAAGUGCGACAGCAGCAGGUGCGGCAAGCGGCGUAAGCGCAGCGUGGUCGCGGAAGAAGCAGACAGACACACCGGAGUCAAGUGUGAAGAACAGCGAAGCGGUAAUGGUGGACUA
Closterium sp. NIES-67 is the source of this 3229-nucleotide messenger RNA. NCBI's taxonomy places the organism in Eukaryota, Viridiplantae, Streptophyta, Zygnematophyceae, Desmidiales, Closteriaceae. The record is from the annotation of a GenBank genome assembly.